AUGGCCUACGACCCUUCAGGCGGCUAUGCUGCUGCCGCCAGCAAUGUCCCGGACGCCUUUGANCCCUCACUACCCGUCUUCGACGUCCAGCGAGUGCAGCUCCGCUUCGAUAUAUCCUCCGACUUCGUCGCUGCCCAAGUCGCCAAUAACGUUCUAAUCCUUGCCCUCUCUACCGGCCGUAUCCUGCGUUUUGAUCUCGACAGCCCUGAGGACAUCGACGACAUCGAUCUGCCCAAGAAACCCUCCGAGAUUGGUGUCAUUCGACGUCUGUUCCUCGACCCCUCGGCCUCCCAUCUUGUUGUUUCGACCACCCAAGGGGAGAACUACUAUCUGCACACCCAAUCACGAACACCAAAGCCAUUGGCUCGUUUAAAAGGUGUUCAGAUUGAAUCAAUUGCUUGGAACCCCUCACAGCCGACCGCCUCGACCAGAGAGAUCCUGAUCGGCGCUUCCGACGGCAACAUUUACGAAACAUACAUUGAGCCCAGCACAGAGUUCUACAGAAGAGAGGAGAAAUACUUGAAGACUCUAUACAAUGUUCAGGAUGGUCCCGUCGUCGGUCUGUCCGUCGACAUCUCCUCAGAUGCGCGCAGCGUCCUAGUAGCCACACCUACAAGAUUGUUACUCUUCGUUGGGAAAGGUGGCCGUCAAGACAGCGGUUCGAUCUAUCCCAGGCUUCUCGAGCGGGAGACGCCUGUGGUCCACCACCUAAAAGAUGCAACUUCAGGUCCCUCCACUUUGGUCACUAUCUCGGAACCGGCAGAUGCAUCUCUGGCAGAGUCUGCCCAGGAGAACGUCUUUGCCUGGCUAAACUCCCAGGGUGUAUUGCAUGGAGACUUUGCUGCUUUAGUUUCGAGCGCAGAAUCGAGUCCGUUCUCGGCAGCAAAAUUGUUGCCAAAAUCGGUCAUUCCUCCUUCUCAGACUUCUGGAGGCCGAAACAAGCCCUCCUUGGAAGCUGUAUCGUCUAUUUCUCUAACACAGUUCCACAUCCUCCAUCUGAUUGAAGGUCGUGUAGUCGCAAUCAACAGACUUGAUGGUAGUCUGGUCUAUGACCAGCUUGUUUUGGAACCUGGCAAUGCACCCCUCGGCCUGUAUACGGACCACAAGAAGAACACCUACUGGCUUUUCACUCAGCGCGAGAUCUUCGAAGUUGUUGUCACAGAUGAAGCCAGAGACGUGUGGAAGAUAAUGCUCCGGAACGAGCAGUUCGACGCGGCAUCACGCUACGCUAAAACUGCAGCACAAAAGGAUGCCGUAGCUACCGCGUCUGGAGAUCAUCUUGUCUCUCGAGGCCGCUUUUCGGAAGCUGCGACUGUCUAUGGCAGAAGCACGAAACCAUUUGAGGAGGUCGCUCUUACUUUUAUCGAUCAAGGAGAGCAAGAUGCUUUGAGGAGAUACCUCUUGACAAAACUCUCUGUCCUCAAGAGAUCCUCAACAAUGCAAAGGAUCAUGGUUGCUAGUUGGCUGGUCGAGCUGUUCAUGGCCAAACUUAACCUCCUAGACGAUACAAUCUCGGCCAAAGCGGAGCUCUCUGACGCAGCUCCCAUUGCCAACGUAGAAGAAGAUCUUCCCUCGAUGCGUCGCGAGUUCCAAGAAUUCGUCUCCAAGUACAAGUCUGACCUGGACAGAAAGACGACUUAUGAAUUGAUCAGUAGUCAUGGCCGAGAAGAAGAGUUGCUUUACUUCGCCAACGUCAUCGACGAUUAUAACUAUGUUCUAUCCUACUGGGUGCAAAGAGAACGAUGGCAGGAGGCAAUGUCAGUCCUGAAGAAGCAGACUGAUCCUGAGAUCUUCUACCAGUACAGCAGUGUUCUCAUGACACAUGUUGCCGUUGAGCUUGUAGAAGUCAUGAUGCGACAAAACAAUUUGGAAGCUAAGAAACUUAUACCGGCUCUCCUCAACUACAACAAGACGGCAGACGUCCCAUUAAAUCAAAGCGCUUCUCAUGAGCAGAACUAUGACGCAGACUUUGCUCUCCGCCUCUGUAUUGCCCACCAGCGCGUUCAAUCAUGUGUGCAUAUUUAUUGUACCAUGAACCAAUAUGCUCAAGCUGUGGACAUGGCGCUCAAGCAUGAUGAAAUGGAUCUAGCAGCGAAUGUAGCUGACCGACCUGGAAACGAUCCUGCCUUGCGCAAGAAGUUGUGGUUAAAGGUUGCCAANAAGGUCAUUGGCCAGAGCAAAGGCAUCAAGGCCGCGAUGGAAUUCCUCAAGCGCUGCGAGUUAUUACGCAUCGAAGACUUGAUCCCCUUCUUCCCCGACUUUGUGGUCAUUGAUGACUUCAAGGAAGAAAUCUGCGCUGCUCUUGAGGAAUAUUCACGACAAAUUGAGGGAUUGAAGCGGGAGAUGGAUGAGAGUGCCAACACCGCGCAACACAUCAAGGAAGACAUCAAGUCCCUUGACCAGAGAUAUGCUAUCGUUGAACCUGGCGAGAAGUGCUGGAGCUGCAGGCUUCCCCUAUUGAUGCGCCAGUUCUUCGUGUUCCCUUGCCAGCACUCUUUCCAUGCCGAUUGCCUGGGCAAGAUGGUGCUUCAGAGUGUCGGGAUUGGCAAGAGCAAGCGCAUCAAGGAGUUGCAAACUGAGGUCGGAAGAGCUGUUGUCACGGGGAAGAAACGAGAACGCAUGGUCAAGGAGUUGGAUGCACUAGUUGCAGGCGCUUGCGAGAUGGCUGUCAAACGCAUUGACGAGCCCUUCGUCACUGCCAACGAUAACAAGAACGAGUGGGCCAUCUAA
Molecule: messenger RNA, 2730 nt
Organism: Aureobasidium uvarum
Lineage: Eukaryota; Fungi; Ascomycota; Dothideomycetes; Dothideales; Saccotheciaceae
Source: the annotation of a GenBank genome assembly